AACUGAACUGGGGAGUAUGUUCCAAACGUGGAAAAUGGCGACGAGUGUGUUUUCAGGUUUUGGAAAGCAUUAAGGUGCGGUUUUUGCGUUCGCGCGAGUACAAUAGCCAAGUACGACGUGGUGUUCUUGUGGGACAAUAUCUCGUCUGUGAACAAGGAAGAGCAAAAACAAUCGACCGAAUCCGCGCAUCAUUCAGCGUGUCUCCCACGAUCCUCGGCAGUCUGAUAUAUCCAUCAACUGCCAAAUAUUUGGAUGUGCGCGUAGUGUUUUUGCAUGACGUGUUGCAAAAUCGCGAAUUACACGUAAUAACGAAAGCUUUACGAAAACCGCUUCGCUCCAAUGAAAUGUAGCACAUUUUUAUUCAACAAAGAGAGAGCUUGGCACAGACAUGGAGAAUUUGGAAGCGUUGGGUUGGUACCUGUCUGAACACGGUUAUAACAUAGCAACCGAUUCUGGAAAUAUAGUAGAUACACAGAGGAUAAUAAAGCGAUUGCUAGAUCUUGAUUUGAGAGAAAUUGGUAGUGGAAAUGGAGACAUCAAUCAGGGCAAUAUUGUUCUGCAAAUACAAAAAAUACGCAAUGUUUCUGCGCCCAAGGGAAACGAGGAAUCUAAAGCAGCUCCACGAAUGUUAAAACUGUCGCUGACUGAUGGAAAAAAUAAUUUUCAAGCCUUAGAACUAGAACAUAUAUCAGGCUUAAGUUUAAAUACACCACCUGGUACAAAGAUAUUAAUAAAGUCCGGGACUUUAGUCACGUCACAUGGACUUCUAUUGUUGACGCCAUCGUACAUGGUUCAAGUACUUGGCGGAAAAGUCGCAGCUCUGGUAGAAAAAUGGGAGUUAAACAAGAAAUUAGCCUCUCACACUCGUGUAAGGUCCGCUGAAGAAGGUGGGCCACCACCGUGGAUACCGUUUGGCAAAAAGAUUGUAAAGGUUUCUGAGCAAGACAAAAACUUCAAAGCCCUGGCGGAGAAGGAAAAGAGUAGCAAAGAAAAUACCGAGUUCGAGACGCAGCGUAAGGACGCGAUAGCAGAGGCCGCCAAGCAGGGCAGUAGAAAAGUAUUUGGCGGCGGAAAUAAACAGCUGUUAGAUCAUAGUGUGCAGAAGAUUGUAGAUCGAGGAUUCACCAUAGAACAAGCUGAAUACGCCUUGAGACUUAAUAAAAAUAACGUAGACAAAGCUUUGAAAAAUUUGCAGAGAAAUGAUAACAAACAUAACUCAAAGGAGUCUCGAGAACCGCGGGAACCGCGCGGUAAACGAUUCGAGAAAAAAAGCGAAGAAAGUAAGCCCAGCAGUGGGAAAAUAUCUCUCUUCGAUUUUCUCGAGGAUAAGUUGCCGGUGCAACUCGAAAAUAACGAAACUACCGCUUCGCAAAAUAAUUACGCACAGAAUUACGAGAACGGUCAGGAACGUCUCGAAUCGAGAGGUAUCGAUGGCCCAAGUGGGAGAGGCGCACGCGGGAAUCAAAGAGGAGGUCGCGGAUACAAUGUUCCCCCGAGGCAUUCGGAAGAGCACAAGAACAAGAGAGGAAAUUCCGCGUAUUCCCAUUACAACGGGGCGAGUCACGUGCAGCAGAACAAACCGCCAAGAUUUCAACGCAAUCAGGAGCAGCUGCAGCAUCAGUAUCAGCACGACGGUGAGAACAGAGAAGCUCAUCAGAAAUCGAACGAAUACAGAAACGCCUUUGCUCAGCCGCGCGCGAGCAUCAUGAAUGCCAAUGACAAUGUUAACGAGAACUAUAACAAAAGUCAGACCGAUAUGAUACAGGGGAAGAAUCUCGGUAACAGAAAUUACAAUCACAUCGAGCCCGAGCCGAGAAAUAGGCAUUCUUAUGACGCUUCUUAUGGUAGGAAUAACCGAUCGCAACUAAACGGAGCCGCUAAACUAUACUCGUCUAAUGCAAAUGAGCAGGGUUUCAAGAACCAAUCCAAGUCCUAUCAGCUCGGCAACGGCGCCGGAAGCAGGAUGUUCGCAACGAGUUCCAACACUCAGAGAAACGAAAGCAAUUACAAUCAAAACUCGAACGUCGUCGGCAACACGUGGGUAUGGCGAGUAGGUGACAAAUGUAUGGCUAAGUAUUGGGAAGACAACAGGUAUUACAAUGCCGAGGUCACCGGCGUCUCCGAGAGGACUUGCGUGGUGCAAUUCAAGGGGUUCGAGAACUACGAGGAAGUGCUACAAGUUGAUUGUAUACCAAUAACGGACGACUAUCAGAUUCAGGAUCACAUCCCGGAAACUAAACGGCACGAUCAGCGUUCCAAUAAUCGGCCGCCUCGAUACGAUCAAGGUUACAAUCACAUAAACGCAAUUGCAGCGGGUAUGGAGUUCCGACGUGGCGGAAGCGGGAACAAGGGUUACAGCAAGAAACGGGGUCAGCACCGAAGCGCGCAGCCAAUCUACCAACCGCCGGUGCAGAGAGGUCACAAUUCCAUGCCGAUUAAUAGUCAAAACGACAACACUCAGCAUAAUUCCUUUCUUUAACGUAACUCUAGUCUCUCGUUUUCCUCCUAGCGAAAGUAUCUUGUUAAAUAACUGAAAAGCCAGAGAGUCGCACACACAUGUUGGCGAUCUUACGAGUUUGCUACACACUAAUCCGGCAGGUUUUAGAUGCUGUUGAGAUAUAGCCGAGUUUGUCGCGCGAUUUUCCGUAAUAAAAAAAAAUAAAAAAAAAAAAAAAAAA
Molecule: messenger RNA, 2678 nt
Organism: Pseudomyrmex gracilis
Lineage: Eukaryota; Metazoa; Arthropoda; Insecta; Hymenoptera; Formicidae
Gene: Tdrd3
Product: tudor domain-containing protein 3
Exons: 11
Coding region: 389-2479 (696 amino acids)
Biological process (GO): mRNA processing
Cellular component (GO): nucleus; cytoplasm
Molecular function (GO): RNA binding; protein binding
Source: RefSeq, a predicted model, not a curated record